GAAAGUUUUGGUCUUCCCUUUGGAUGGAAGUCACUGGGUCAACAUGAACAUCAUCGUAGAAGAGCUUCACGCCAGAGGCCAUGAGGUCACCGUUUUGCGACCAUCAGAUGCCUGAGAUGUACCAACUGACCCUGUUGACCCUGGCAGUGUUGCUCUGCUCGUCAUCCCCGGUAAAUGGAGGGAAAGUCUUGGUGUUCCCAGUGGACGGAAGCCACUGGAUCAACAUGAACGUCAUCAUCGAAGAGCUUCACGCCAGAGGCCAUAAAGUCACAGUGCUGCGACCUUCAGACACCUGGUACAUCAAGCCUGACUCCCCUCACUACAAGGCCAUUACCAUAAAUUUGUCAGCUGGAUUCGACAGGCAGAACUUUGGGUCAUAUGUCAUGAAAACAAUAAACAUGAGGCGUCAUGGUUCUUCAGUUUGGUCUCGCAUUUCCCUGGAAUACGAUCUAUUGCAAACCUUUUAUCAAAUGGGUAAGCAAGUGCUUCAAAUGGUGGAAGGUAUUUUUGAGGAUAAAGCACUAAUGCAGAGCCUCCGUGAUGCCAAAUAUGAUUUGGUUCUUACUGAUCCAGCAAUUGGUGGAGGAGUUCUUCUGGGUCACCGUUUAGGUCUUCCGCUUGUCUUUAAUGUCAGAUGGACGAUUCAGGGAGAGGGGCAUCAAGCUAUUACACCUUCCCCUCUCUCCUACAUCCCUGUACCAGGAUCAGAGGUGACUGAUAAGAUGACCUUUAUGCAGAGGGUCAAGAACUUCCUCUACUACAUCUUUACAUGUUUCCAAAUUUGGUACGUUGUGGAACCAAGCUACAAACCUUUUGUCCAUCGUCACUUUGGCAGUGACAUAUAUUACAUGGAGCUGUUUCAAUCAGCCGACAUCUGGCUGAUGAGAAACGACUUCACCUUUGAGUUUCCACGACCAACAAUGCCAAACAUCAUCUACAUGUCAGGAUUCCAGUGCAAACCCUCCAAACCUCUCCCCAAACAACUGGAGGAGUUUGUACAGAGUUCUGGAGAACAUGGUGUCAUUGUGAUGACAUUGGGGACAUUGGUAGAAAAACUCCCUGAGGACAUGGCUGAGGACAUUGCUGCUGCUUUUGCUGAGCUUCCCCAGAAGGUGAUCUGGAGGCACAAAGGAAAGAAACCAUCCACCCUUGGCAACAAUACCCUAAUCUUGGACUGGUUACCCCAAAAUGACCUGCUUGGCCAUCCCAAAACCAAAGUGUUUGUGGCUCAUGGAGGCACCAAUGGAUUGCAAGAGGCCAUCUAUCAUGGCGUUCCCUUGGUUGGCUUGCCCCUCAUGUUUGAUCAACAAGACAACUUCUUCAGGAUGGCAUCCAAAGGAAUUGCCAAAGUCCUGGACAUUGCAGAACUAAAUAAAGAUGUCUUCUUGGAGGCUCUGAAGGAGGUUCUCUAUGAGCCUUCAUACAGAGAGAAGAUGAAGGAGCUGUCCAGCCUCCACAGGGAUCAGCCCAUGAAACCUCUGGAUCGAGCCAUGUUCUGGAUCGAGUUUGUCAUGAGGCAUAAAGGAGCGGCCCAUCUGAGGACUGAGUCCUACAAGAUGUCCAUGAUCCAGUACCACUCUGUUGAUGUUUUGGCAUUUCUGUUGGCAAUUAUUCUGCUGCUCUUAACUGUUUUUAUUUCUGUAGUGAAGUGUUUAUGGAGGAGAGUAUUUCAUCAAAGCAAAGCCAAAAAGGAAUAAUUAUCAUGACCAUAAACAUCUUUACAUGCACUUCAAGCAUAUUACAACAAAAAGAUUGUAAUACAUGAAAACAAAUAGGAUUGUGUAACUGAAUGGGCUGACCUAAAUUUGUUUAAUCAUUAUUUUAGGACAACUAGAGUAUAGGUUAGAAAUCUAUCUACCUUUCUUCAGUCACAGAAAGGAAUGAUGGUAAAAACACAGAUUUCUGUUGAUGAUACUUUUCUCUAAAGUCUACAUAUAAAAGUUCUGUUUCUGUGUUUAUAAUAUUUAUAAUUUAUAUUCUAAUUUCUAUUUCUGAGAAGCGUGAAGCUCUUCAUCAGAUCUCAUUUUGAUAUAUAAAUUUGUAUAACUAAGUAAACCAUGGUAAUUUUGCAUAACAGGAAUAAUCAAAGGUUUCAUUGGAAGAUGGUGUUGUAAUUAUAAUUUAUUGGUUCAAUAGGGGAAAAAAUGCCUAAAGUUUGCAGCAUUGAUAAUUAAGUGACAGGUUUAGGUUAAUUAUUAAUGUUUUUGAAUAAAUUUUGUUAUUCUAUAGAAACUGCA
Xiphophorus hellerii (green swordtail) is the source of this 2237-nucleotide messenger RNA. Its product is annotated as UDP-glucuronosyltransferase 2B31-like. The coding region runs from base 81 to 1697 and encodes 538 amino acids. NCBI's taxonomy places the organism in Eukaryota, Metazoa, Chordata, Actinopteri, Cyprinodontiformes, Poeciliidae. The record is from RefSeq and is a predicted model, not a curated record. Gene Ontology annotation, molecular function: UDP-glycosyltransferase activity. The transcript has 2 exons.